Molecule: messenger RNA, 1284 nt
Organism: Cotesia glomerata
Lineage: Eukaryota; Metazoa; Arthropoda; Insecta; Hymenoptera; Braconidae
Product: BTB/POZ and MATH domain-containing protein 3-like
Exons: 3
Coding region: 326-1249 (307 amino acids)
Biological process (GO): proteasome-mediated ubiquitin-dependent protein catabolic process; regulation of proteolysis
Cellular component (GO): cytoplasm; nucleus
Molecular function (GO): ubiquitin protein ligase binding
Source: RefSeq, a predicted model, not a curated record
UUUUUAAUGAUAGCAAUUGAAAUCUACGACAAAGUUCGUCCUUGUCUAAGCCCGGUUUAGGAUACACUCGAUCAAUUUUCCAGGAUAGGAACUUGAGAAAUUUGUGUUUUGAACUUUGUCAAUUUUGAUGCUGUAGACAUAAUAAAUAGGAGAUCAAACAAUUUUAGUAUAGAAUUGCAGCAUACUCGAGACGCGAUCUGACUAGGAAAAAUUGCGACUAGAUCUGGUUACAAACCCCAGCAUCUUCCGUGAGGAGGCAUAAAAUUAAAUAUUUCAGAUACAGCAAUCAUAUAUUUAAGAACUUUGAUAUCUAUAAUACGAAAAUAUGGGCAAUUAUUAUUCGCGUGAAGUGACAUACAACUGGAAGAUUGAAGAUCUACAUGGAAUAGAACCAGAGUGGUUAAAUUCAGAAACUUUUGGAUUUCCUGAUGACGAUUUUGUUAGUUUCUGUGUAUUCGCUACUACAUCGCAACGUUGGUUAGGUUGGGAUUGUUGGAAUUAUCAUGUAAAAAUACUACUACACGGAUUGAUUAAAAAUAAAGCUGAUAUCUCAUUAAAAAUAAAUGACAGUGAGUUAAAACACAUGAAUAUGAUAAAUUGGAAUAACUAUAGUGAAGAAUUUAUUUUUGAAGCUGCUCAUUUUCAACCGCCUCAUAAUAUUACUUGUACGAUAAAAAUUCAUAAAGACAAUAAUAUUUUAGCAUUAGUCAAAGCUUCUCAAGAAUUGGCUAAUGUCCAAGAUUAUUUUUUAUCACCGGAAUUAAGUGAUAUUAGUAUAAAAGUAGGCGAAGAAGAGUAUCCCGCUCACAAACUAGUACUGGCAUGUCAUAGUAUGGUUUUUAAAAAAAUGCUUGAUACAGAAAUGAAAGAAAAGCAAGAAAAUUGUAUUGAUCUAAGUGAAUUUGAUGCUAAAACUAUUAAAGAAGUUAUUAGAUUUUUAUAUGGAAGAGAAAUUGAGACAAAUGACCUUGAUUUACUUCUAAAAUUGUCAUCUUUUGCUCACAUGUAUCAAAUUAAUAGAUUGAAGGAUUAUUGUGAGUCGAAACUACUCACCAGUUUUCAAGUUGAUAAUAUCGUUAAAAUAUUGGUAACAAUUGAUAAUUAUGAUAUGGAUAAAGUGAAGAACCAAGCAAUGAAGUUUCUAAAAAAAAAUAAAUCUGAUGUAUCAUUCAGUGAUGUAAUUGAUAAUAUAAAAAAUUCCACAGUAUUGUGGAACUUUUUAGCCAAUCUCGCUGAAAUGAAGAAAUAAAUCUUUUUUGAUAAAAUUUAAAAUACAAAUAAAAC